GCCACAGUCAGCAGCUACACCACCAGUGAAGGAUGGAGAUAAUUUCUUCUUAGCUGCAAGAAGCAAAGGUCUUUUUUAAAAAAAAAUAGGAAACUAUACAGAUAACGAAGUUUGGGUGGUUUGAGCUGACGUGCAUGCGAAACUUCUGAAAAUCGAAUCUCAGCAUCCUGGGGAUUAUGAUGAAGGAGACACUAUACUACAGUCUACCAGGUGAAGUGGCACUUCAUUGUCUCGCCUAUUCUCCGGGGUCUUUAUAUGAUUUGCUAAAUAAGUGAGGAGGUGCAGUUUUUUUUUAGCAACCUGGAAGGGACAGUUGCGGUCUGCUCUUUUUGUGUUCACAGGAAUCCAUAUCUGGCAUCCUCUCGCUCUCCCUGAUUUGUGGCGCAGAGAUGGUCGGGAAAAGAAGUGGCAUUACAAGUUGCUGUGAAAGGAUUUUUUUUUUCAUGAGAUGUUAUUUUCUUCGCUUUCUCCGCUGCGAUUAAACCCCGCUGGAUUCUAACUUUAUAAUCUGGCUGUCGGACCUGCUUAAGGGGAGAAAGUGCGGGACAAGCCCCCCCACCGCCCGAUGUAACAGCAGAGAACGAGAGAGAGGGGGGGGAAAGGGCUAACGCGAACAGGAGGAAAGAGUGGCGAAGUGAUGGAUGCCACUGCCAGACAACAAAGGAUGCACGCUUGUCACCUCGUGUAAUUCUACCCGCUCUGUGGGUAAAUGAGAAACUCAAAUAUAAAUCGGAUUGGACUUAGUUGGUAAUAGGAUUCAGCAUCAACCCCACACCUCAGACACCCUCGCUGCUUCCGCACGAAGAAGAAGAAAACAUUCUGUGGCAAACCUCGGACAGCUCCUUGUGAUUCACAACAUCGAGAUGACCCGUUUGAACCUUGCGAUAUCAGCGAGCGAACGGGAUGGAGACGUGUAAGAGGAUGCUGCUGGACUACUCUGACUUUAAUGUUUGUGCCUCACAGUUCGUGGCUCUCAGCCUCCAUUGAAUCCCGAAAGAAAACGCCUCUGUCCAUGAAAAAUAAUCCUUCCCUAUUGGCUGGAUUGCGGUGCACAUGCUAUAACAACAGGAUAUGCAAAGAGCUAUGGGCUGAUCUAAUAGCCUAUCAUGUUAGUCGCAUGCUUUCUCAAUUCAGAUCUGAAUUUUAUUCAGUAAAAUUUGAACUGUCUACUUGAAUCAAUUCAAUACCUCAACAACAACAACAACAACAACAACAACAAUAAUAAUAAUAAUAAUAAUAAUAAUAAUAAUAAUAAUGAAGGGACUGUGACAGUGAAGCUGAAGGUUGCUCUGUUUGUGACUGUGUAGUAAAGCUGCUGAAGAAUGUUUAAGUAUCGCAUCCGGAUGUUCUUUAAUGAACUCAGAGUGUUGCUACUGAUGCGCUCUGGAUCAAGCAGGAGGACGGACACUGACCCGAACACACAGACCACGAUGAGAGGGCUCGCUAUUGGAGGCUGUGGUUGGCCACAGCUGAGCUGCUCUCAGCGGGACGACGAGGAGGAGUACUAUGGCUCUGACCUCCGGCCACGAAGCCUGGCGUUUGAGGAUAAAGAAGGUGCCAAACCUCAGGGAGGAGGAGUAGGAAGCAUGGAUGCUGCUUCACUCCCGAGUCUCUCAGAGAGCGGGACGCGAUCACCGCAGUGCCGGAUCUGCUUCCAGGGGCCAGAAAAGGGGGAGUUGCUGAGCCCUUGUCGCUGUGAUGGCUCAGUGCGCUGUACCCACCAGUCCUGCCUUAUCCGCUGGAUCAGUGAGAGAGGCUCCUGGAGCUGUGAGCUCUGCUACUUUAAGUACCAGGUGUUGGCCAUUAGAACCAAAAACCCACUGCAGUGGCAGGCCAUCUCUCUGACUGUGAUUGAGAAGGUACAGAUUGCAGCCAUUAUCCUUGGCUCUCUGUUCCUCAUCGCAAGUAUUUCCUGGUUGGUUUGGUCCUCUCUCAGCCCCUCAGCCAAAUGGCAACGGCAGGACCUUCUCUUCCAGAUAUGCUACGGCAUGUACGGCUUCAUGGACAUAGUUUGCAUAGGCCUUAUAAUCCACGAAGGAUCAUCUGUCUACCGGAUCUUUAAGCGCUGGCAGGCAGUGAACCAGAAGUGGAAAGUGCUGAAUUAUGACAAAGCAAAGGACUUAGGGGACCCCAUCAGUUCCAGCAGCAAAAGCACUGUUCGAGUAGAGAGGAACUCUUCUCACACUGUCACAGACAGCAGCCGGAGGGCAAACCGCCAUAUCAGGACUAUUCUCAACCACCACUGUGGCUACACUGUUUUACAUUUCCUUAGCCAGCUAAGACCCAACAACUUGCACAGCAGCAACCAUGAGGUGGUCAUGAGAGUGACCACCGUAUGAAGCUGACUAAAGUGCUGUAAUGUUUAAGGAGGAGAAAAGUGUUGAUUGGGGUUUAAUUAAAUAAAAUCCCAAUCUGCCAUAUAAACACUGCCAUGAACUUCCACUUUCAUAUUUCCUUCUCAGAUUCUGCUGGAGUUAAGGAUGAGUAUUACCUAUUUUGUGAGAAACUUGAAGUUUUUAUUUGAGACUUUAAAUGUGAAGCCUGUGAAUUGAGAAAAAACAGAUUUUGAACAGAUUCUUUCUUAAAGCAAGUAACCAUUUUUAACACUAUGACUAAGAUUUCAAAAUGUAACCAAACAAGUUUGUUUUACUUAGAAAAGAAAAAAAAAGAGUUGGAUUUGGAUUUGUUUUUAAGGUUGAUUUGGAUUUGACAACGUAAGGGAGAUUUUGAUGGUGAUAAUGAUUGUGCUUCUACAUAUGACCACUGUAGCAGUUCCCCUUCUAAUGUUUCUGUGUAUGUCUGAGGGUUUGCCAUGAUCUUGGUAACUUGUGCUGUUUUCACUUAAAGUUGAACUGAUGGAUAAGUCAAGAAAAU
Neolamprologus brichardi is the source of this 2874-nucleotide messenger RNA. The record is from RefSeq and is a predicted model, not a curated record. NCBI's taxonomy places the organism in Eukaryota, Metazoa, Chordata, Actinopteri, Cichliformes, Cichlidae.